AUGGAAUCAAAUUCAGAGAAGAAUAUCAACAUCAGCGUAGGUUCUUCCGGUGGUGGUAGUGAACAUGUUCCACUAGUAACCGUUGCAAAACAACCAACGACAGCAACAGAAACCGUAGCCAAAGGCGAAACAAGAGCCAAAGCGACAAGACAUCCAAGAUGGACAAGACAAGAGUCCCUUGUUCUCAUAGAGUCCAAGAAACUUGUCGAGAGUGGGGAACAGAUUAACAGGUACCAAUCGCCACCUGGGUUUGUUGUUCUUCAGACGGAUCCAAAGUGGGAUAUGGUUUCAUCGUUGUGCCAGCAACGAGGUGUUAAGAGAGGCGCUGUUCAGUGUCGAAAAAGAUGGGGGAACCUUCUCACUGAUUUCAGGAAGAUCAAGAAGUGGGAAACGAAUGUGAAGGAUGAGAAUGAAUCGUUUUGGAUGAUGAGGAAUGAUAAGAGAAAGGAGAACAAGUUGCCGGGGUUCUUUGAUUCUGUAGUCUACAAUGUUCUUGAUGGAGGGGUAUGCACUGCAGCCGCGUAUCCAUUGACGCUUAUUAAGGGCCCACCAAAACAAGAAAAUAUUAGUGGUGGUGGUGAUCGGGGGGAAGGAGAAGCUGUGGUGACGGCAAGAAAGAAGGAUCAUCAUCGCAGUCGCAAUCAACCUCAUCGCCAGAAUCAUGACGAGGUUGAUGAGGACGACGAUAUGGAGGAUGAUGAGACCAUUGUGGACAGUGAGAUGGGUUGGAGCACUGAAGAGGAGAACAACACUAAUUCUACGACAGAGACAGGGAAGGUGAAUAACAGUAGUCUAAUGCUGUUGAAAACACCUACUGUUGCAGGUGCUAAGGAAACGGUGAUGAAUAUGAUGAUGGUGAUGGGGAGUACACAGAAGAUACCGUUACCCAAAUUGCCUACUUCAGAGAAACAACCAACACCAACAUCUUGCAAAGGGAACUACGACCAUCCACCAGGCUUUCAAAGAGAAGGUGUGUCACAGGAGGGGCAUAAGAAGAGGAGAUUAUCACCAGGUAAUAGUGAACACACCACAAAUUUCAAUAACAACAUUGUCAGAGUACUAAGAAGGAACAAUAACAUGCUGAAAGCACAUCUUGGGGCUCAGAAUAUGAACUACCAGUUGGCCAGAGAACAUCAGAAGGAGCAAACAGAUAGCUUGGUUGCAGCCCUCGGCAAGCUCACAGAUGCUCUAUCAAAAAUUGCUGACAAGCUGUGA
Messenger RNA from Arachis stenosperma, 1215 nucleotides. Its product is annotated as trihelix transcription factor ASR3-like. The transcript is spliced from 3 exons. Lineage: Eukaryota; Viridiplantae; Streptophyta; Magnoliopsida; Fabales; Fabaceae. The record is from RefSeq and is a predicted model, not a curated record. Bases 1 to 1215 code for a protein of 404 amino acids.